This is a messenger RNA of Mastomys coucha (southern multimammate mouse), 2022 nucleotides long. RefSeq names its product chromosome unknown C8orf34 homolog (gene CUNH8orf34). The transcript is spliced from 10 exons. NCBI's taxonomy places the organism in Eukaryota, Metazoa, Chordata, Mammalia, Rodentia, Muridae. Bases 534 to 1622 code for a protein of 362 amino acids. The record is from RefSeq and is a predicted model, not a curated record.
CACCUUUACCAUUGGCUUUUUGAGCGGCGCUGUCGCUAGGGAGCGAGCACCGCCUCGGGGAGCAGCUUGGGUGCUGGUUCCUGGCAGCCAGGAGCUGGGCGCACAUCGUGCGCGCUCUGGGCCGCUCAGUGCGCUGUCGCCCCUGCGGCCCGCGCUGUCCCCAGCCCGGCUCGCGGAGGCGCUGCACAGACACUGGCCUUUGGCCACCGGCUUCUGCUGUUGCUGCCGCCCAGAGGACAGACCAGCGAUUUCCCUUCGGCAGCGGCGCUGCGGAGAGCGAAGAGCGGGUGGGCGCGAGCUGCAGGAAGCGAUGUAGUUCUCCCCUUGCCUCGGAGUUGUCUGAGUUGGCAGAGCCUCGCCCGGGUUUCCUGAGCCCUGCUCCCUUCGGGCUCGCUGCUCACCGGGUUGCUAGCCAUUGCUGUGCCAGGAAGCCCAGGCUCCGGAGCUGCUGUCCUGGGUCCAUCCGGGGGCAGAGUAGGGCUGUCCCCAGCCAAGGCGCAUUGUCUUCUCUCUGCUGACCCAUCUGCUUCCUGAUGGCAUCUCGUCAACAAACCCGAAUCCAGGCUUACCUGGAGAAAAACAAGAUCGGUCCUCUGUUUGAGAGUUAUCAAUUUGGCCUGGAUUUUGUAGUUCUAACCACCAAACACUUUGAUGAGAUUUUGAGAAGUAUUGCUUCAAACUGCUCCUCGGAAUUAAUGACCAAGUUAAUAACUGAGACACCUGACCAGCCAAUCCCAUUUCUCAUUGACCAUCUUCAAUCUAAACAAGGAAACCGAGGACAACUGCAAAGAACUUUGUCAGGGUCAGCGGCUCUCUGGGCUGAAAGUGAAUCAUCAGAACCCAAAGGAACAAGAAGGGAUUUUAGAAGCUAUGAUAAACCUUGGCAGAUGAGUGCAAAGAAGCCUAAAAAAUCAAAAAGUGACCUGGCUGUAUCUAAUAUUUCUCCUCCAUCACCAGACUCCAAAUCAUUGCCAAGGUCAGUAGACCAUCUUAAGUGGAACUGGCGGACUAAACCACAAAGCCGUGAUUUUGAUGAAUUGAACCACAUCCUUCAAGAGAGCAAGAAGCUGGGGAAAGCCCUUGAGAAUCUCUCUCGAAGUAUUGCGAUUUCAGGUGAACUUGAUAAGGAAACAUUGGCAUUCAAUUCCUCUCUUCUGAGACCUCGUGUGAUUGGGGAGUGGAUUGGCAGAGCAGAAAAUGAUGCUGAUCCCCUUGCAGCUGAAAUGCUGCAGGCACCAGUUCCACGGAGUAAGAAUGACUCAUGGGAAAGUGAAGACAGCGGCUCCAGUCCAGCAGGAAGCUUAAAGAUGGAGCCCAAGACAAAAGGAUUAAAGCAGCAGCAGCAGCAGCAUAAGAAACUCCUGGCUGCAAUGCUUUCCCAGGAUUCCUUCGAGUCCAUCCACAGCCCCACACCAUCUGUAAUAGAAGAAGACAUUGAUAAUGAAGACGAUGCAAUGGAGUUGCUGGAGGACCAAGGUUCAGAUCCCAAUCCCCACGUGGUAGUUGACAAUGGUCUGAAACUCCAGUUGACCUGUGGAUUUUCAUUGUCAAAUUCAUUUACAGGAACAGAAUCCAGGGAAAAGCCUGCACUCAGCUGGAUGGAUGCAGUAUUAAUUCUGUAGCUGCUAAGGAUUCAUGAAGAUGGUGGCAGUUAUUAUUGUUAAAGGUUAAAUACAUUAUCUGCUUGAGCUCCUAAAAUACUCGGAAUAUGGAACUGCUAAUUGUGGUAUCUGGAAGCUGCUUCUGCAGAACAGACAUGUUCCCUCCUCUCUUACAACCAAGCUGGAUAACUAAAGGAAGCUCCAUGAAGAAGAGCGGAGAUUAUCAAUGCUGCCACUAACAACAAUGGUUUUUUGUCCAUCUCCCCUGACCAUCUCCUCAACUGAUGACCAUCCCCUACACACACACACACACACACACACACACACACACACACACACACACACACACACACACCUUAGUUGCUUCUCUCCCGGUUACUAAGCUCUGAAUAUAAUCAUCUGAAAACCUGAAUUUCUUUUU